AUGGAGAAUUACGAUGCGGAUUCAAUUGAUGCGGUACUCUGCGUCUCGGUCGGAUAUAGCUAUUUUGAAGGAGGGGAGGUUUUGAGAACAAAUGAAAAUAUAAUUGAUGGUGGUGAUAUGCCAUCCAUUUAUCAGUGUGCAAGAUUUGGAAAUUUCAGUUACCGGUUCAGAAACUUGUGUCCUGGAAACUAUUUGGUCGAUCUUCAUUUUGCAGAAAUUGUCAACGCAAAUGGUCCUAAAGGAAUGAGGGUCUUUGAUGUCUUUAUGCAGGAUGAGAAGGUAUUAUCAGAGGUUGAUAUCUACUCUAUAGUUGGAGCUAACAAGCCGUUACAAGUCGUGGAUGUUACAGUUUCGGUUCUGAUGGAUGGAGAAUUAUCCAUAAGGUUUGAUGGAGUUUGUGGAAGCCCAAUAGUUAAUGGGAUUUGCAUAAAGCGUGCCUCAAAUUUGCCCUCAUUCCAAGUGGAACAUGGUAUUCUCACAUGUAACAGUUGUGGAACCGAAAUUGAAAUUUCAUCAGCUCAGGAUAAACUUAUUAGGAUGAAAUCGAUGGCCAAGUAUGAAAAAAAGAUAGAAGAGCUGAAAAUUCAGUGCCAGCACAAAGCAGAUGAAUGCUAUGAAGCCUGGAUGUCAUUGACAGCGGCAAAUGAGCAACUAGAAAAGGUCAGGAUGGAGCUUGACAACAGGUUCUUCCAAAACAUGUGUCUAGAUCAAGAAUUACAAAAGAAAGCAGCUCAAGUUAGAGAAGUUUCUAGUCAAUAUGAACGUGAUAAGCAGCGGUGGGCUGUUGCCAUUAAUGAACUAGAGAGGAAAAUAAAGACCAUGAAAGAAGAGCAUUCUCAGCUCUCCCGUAAGGCCCAUGAGUCUGCCGAUUCAGUUCCUGAAUUGAAUAAGAUGGUAUCCGCAGUUCAAUCAUUGGUUGGACAGUGUGAUGACCUAAAGUUGAAGUUUAAUGAGGAGCAUGCUAAGAGAAAGAAGCUUUACAACCAAGUGCAAGAAGCAAAAGGGAACAUUCGUGUGUUCUGUAGGUGCCGCCCAUUAAGUAAGGAGGAGGGAUCCGCGGGAUGCGCAAUAGAUUUUAGUGCAGUUAAGGAUGGAGAGCUUGGGAUACUUACGGGUGCCUCCACAAAGAAAAUUUUUAAAUUUGAUCGAGUUUAUACGCCUAAAGAUGAUCAAGCUGACGUAUUUGCGGAUGCUUCACCUUUGGUGAUUUCGGUGUUAGACGGCUAUAAUGUCUGUAUAUUUGCAUACGGGCAAACAGGUACAGGAAAGACUUUCACGAUGGAGGGCACAGAGCAGAAUCGUGGAGUCAACUAUAGGACUUUGGAGCAGUUGUUCAAAACUGUUGAAGAGAGGAAAGAAACUUUUACAUAUAGCAUUUCUGUCACUGCCCUUGAAGUCUACAAUGAACAAAUCAGGGACUUGCUGGCCACCUCUCCAACAUCAAAGAAGUUGGAAAUAAGGCAAGCUUCUGAAGGGGUUCAUCAUGUGCCAGGUAUAACUGAAGCCAAAGUUGAAAACGUUAAGGAGGUUUGGGAUGUCCUGCAGGUUGGAAGCAAUGCAAGGGCUGUUGGAUCAAAUAAUGUAAAUGAACAUAGCAGCCGAUCUCAUUGCAUGCUUUGUAUAUUGGUUAGAGCAAAGAAUUUGGUAAACGGUGAGAGCACCAAGAGCAAGUUGUGGCUUGUGGAUUUGGCUGGCAGUGAGAGGCUAGCAAAAACAGAGGUUCAAGGGGAACGGCUGAAGGAGGCUCAGAACAUCAAUAGAUCACUUUCCGCUCUUGGGGAUGUGAUUUAUUCUUUGGCAACCAAAAGUGGUCACAUUCCAUACAGGAAUUCCAAGCUCACGCAUCUACUUCAAGAUUCCUUAGGUGGUGAUUCCAAAACAUUGAUGUUUUUACAAAUCAGCCCUUCAGAGCAAGACCUGGGCGAGACACUAAGUUCAUUAAAUUUUGCAACUCGGGUUCGGGGCGUUGAAUUAGGCCCUGCAAAGAAACAGAUAGAUACCGGUGAACUUCAAAGGCUGAAGUUGAUGCUUGAGAAAACAAAGCUAGAAUUGAGAUCAAAGGAUGAUGCAUUACAUAAGUUGGAAGAGAACCUUCAAAACUUAGAAGCUAAGGCCAAAGGCAAAGAUCAACUUUUCAAAAACCAACAGGGAAAAGUCAAUGAAUUUGAGAGCCAACUUGAGUCAAAGACAGAGUUAAUCAAACAGCUUGACAAACAGUUGUUGCAACUUUCAGAAGGAAUAAAGGGGAAGGAAGAAACUUGCUCGAAUGUUCAGCAAAAGGUGAAGGAACGUGAGAACAAGCUGAAGGAGCGUGAGCGAGCAGAGACCAUGGCUCUUCAACACAAGGUCAAGGAGCUCGAAAACAAAUUGAAAGAGAGGACACGAGAAUUUGAGAACAUAAUGAAAGAGAGAACACAAGAAUUUGAGGUUCAUUCAGGGAUUCUUCAAAAAAAGAUUGAAGAGCUGGAAGGAAUGUUAAGGCGACAAGAAGCUUUUUCUUAUUCUGAAAAGUUGGAAGUCACGCCGCUUAAUUUAAGAGUGGAAACUAUACAGGACAUGGAUGUCACAAGUCUUAAGAGCUUAAACUCCAAUGACAAUAACAGAAGAAAAAGUAUGGGUUCAGACUUGCUCAAAGGAACAGAUUCUCUCCGCGAGCUAAGGAGAAAAAGACAGAUCCAAAGCAAAGGGACAGAGAACAAUUUCUUAUUAACAGCUUCAUUAGUGGAGAAGAAGUUAUUGACAGGUGAAUCAAAUAAAGUAAAACAUGUUGACUCAUCUAAAGCAUUGGCAAGGAUGACAAGAAGUACAAAAGCAGUUAGUGUUACUACUACUCAAAGGACACUUCCAACUAUUAGUAAGGAUGGUAGUAGCAAGUUGAAAAUGUGGUUAAGAUAGUUAAGGGACGAACAUAUCAACCCUCACAUGUAAAAUCCAUAUUAAGCCUGUUGGAUUAUAUCAUACUCUGCAAUUUACAUGUCUAGUCUAACCUUAGUUUCGUUUGUAUGAUUGAUUGAUAAUCAACAUUCACUUCUCGGCAAGUCCUUCAGAUAGAACCGAUUUAAAGCUGUGAUGUUUGUAUGAAUUAUGGU
This is a messenger RNA of Pistacia vera, 3089 nucleotides long. Its product is annotated as kinesin-like protein KIN-14R. The record is from RefSeq and is a predicted model, not a curated record. Lineage: Eukaryota; Viridiplantae; Streptophyta; Magnoliopsida; Sapindales; Anacardiaceae. The coding region runs from base 1 to 2895 and encodes 964 amino acids. Gene Ontology annotation, molecular function: microtubule motor activity; ATP binding; microtubule binding. Gene Ontology annotation, biological process: microtubule-based movement. The transcript is spliced from 18 exons.